AUGCGUCCAACAUCUGAUAUCGACAGAAGCCAAGUCCAAGCUCUCAUCCUUCUCCUUCAGGACUCCUACAUUGCCCCAUCCUCAUCUGCUGAUAAACCUUCGUGGCCUCUUUCAGCCUCCAAGUCUUUCACUGUCAGAUCCAUGUACAGAUUCAUCAUGGAUAGAGGUCUCCGUUUCCCAUAUAAUGCUGUUGUAUGGAAUAAGCUUCUGCCUAGCAAAGUUCAGUUGUUCACUUGGCUUCUCAGCCUUAACAGAUUGAAAACUAAAGACAGGUUAUCAGCUCAAGGUUGGCUAGCAGACACAAUCUGCCCCUUCUGUGAUGACCUCGAGUCCCACGACCACCUUUUCCUCUCAUGCAACUUCUCUAAGCAAGUCUGGGAUCCAUGGCUCUCCAAAAUUGGUUUAAUCUCCCUCCCCACUAGCAUCAACCAUGGCCUCUCUAUCUGUUCUGACAAAUCCAUCCACACAUCCAUUAGACUCCUUUGGGGCUACAGUUUUCCUACGGUUUGCUGGGUCAUUUGGAAAGCUAGAAAUGACUUCAUCUUCUCUAAUCAGUCCUCCACGCCACAACAUAUCAUCAACAAGGCGGUUCACUUCCUUCUUUUCUGGACAGGUGCUUCCUCAUCCAAGUCUGCUAGCAAGUUGCGCAAGCUUAUUUUCAGCUCGGGGCUUCCUGAUAUAGCAGAAUCAAGUGCUGACAGCAAUGCCCUUCCAAGUCCCCAUGGGUAG
Asparagus officinalis (garden asparagus) is the source of this 729-nucleotide messenger RNA. RefSeq lists its product as uncharacterized. The transcript has a single exon. The record is from RefSeq and is a predicted model, not a curated record. The coding region runs from base 1 to 729 and encodes 242 amino acids. Lineage: Eukaryota; Viridiplantae; Streptophyta; Magnoliopsida; Asparagales; Asparagaceae.